AUGGCGGAGACCGACAGGGCGGAGGCGGCCGCGCCGCGCCGAGCCGAGGAGGCGGUCGGCCAAGCGCCACAGCCGCCGCCGCAGCAACAGCAGCAGCCGGCACCGCAACAACAGACGCCGCAACAGCCGCCGCAGGUAGAGGAGGCGGCGGCGGCGGCGGCGGCGGCGGCCGCAGCACCCGGUAGCGGCGCGGGCAGCGCAAAUGGCGUCAAAAUGGAUAAUGAUGAGACAGCAAAAGAAGGGAAAGCACCUGUGAAAGAGAAGUUCGUUGCAAAAGCGAAGGCAAUCCCUUCUCUUGGAAACAAGAAUAGAUUCCACCCCUAUGCAAAGGAGAAGAAUGCAGGCUCUGGGGACAAGAAGGCUGUUAAUCGCAAUAGAGUUUUUAUUAGCAACAUCCCGUAUGACAUGAAAUGGCAAGCUAUUAAAGACCUGAUGAGAGAGAAAGUUGGUGAGGUUACAUACGUGGAGCUGUUUAAGGAUGCUGAAGGAAAAUCAAGGGGUUGUGGUGUGGUUGAAUUCAAAGAUGAAGAAUUUGUUAAGAAGGCAUUAGACACUAUGAACAAAUAUGAUCUUAGUGGAAGACCCCUGAAUAUUAAAGAGGAUCCUGAAGGGGAACAUGCUCGCAGAGCACUACAGCGUGGAGGAGGGCAGUUUCCAGGAGCACAUGGACCUGAUGCGGCACCUGGAAUGAUGAAUUUACCACCUUCUAUUCUCAAUAAUCCAAACAUUCCUCCUGAGGUUAUCAGUAAUUUGCAAGCAGGCAGGCUUGGAUCCACGAUUUUUGUUGCCAAUCUUGACUUCAAAGUUGGCUGGAAGAAACUGAAGGAGGUCUUCAGCAUUGCUGGAACUGUGAAGCGUGCAGACAUCAAAGAAGAUAAAGAUGGCAAGAGUCGAGGAAUGGGAACAGUUACUUUUGAACAAGCAAUUGAAGCUGUUCAAGCGAUAUCUAUGUUCAAUGGACAAUUCCUGUUUGACAGACCCAUGCAUGUAAAAAUGGAUGACAAAUCAGUUCCUCAUGAAGACUUCCGUGUUGUGGACAGCAAAAGUUCACAAUUACCUCGUGGUCUUGGUGGCAUUGGUAUGGGACUUGGACCAGGUGGACAGCCCAUCAGUGCAACACAGCUGAGCAUGGGUGGUGGAAUGGGGAGCAUGGGUCCAGGAGGUAUGGGAAUAGACGGCCCAGGAUUUGGUGGAAUGAGUAGAAUGGGAGGCGGACUUCCUGGAUUUCGUGGAAUGGAAGGAAUGCCUAACAUGGGAGGAUUUGGAGUCAACCGAAUGGGAGAAAUGUUCCGUGGUGGAAUGGGAGCAAACAUGGAAAGAGAAUUUGGUCGUGGUGACAUGGCAUUGAACCGUGGUUUUGGAGAGUCUUUUGGAAGGAUGGGUGGUGCAAUGAUUGGUGUUUUUGCAGGAGGAAUGGGAGCACCUAGCAUGGGCCCAGUAAGAUCUGGAAUGAGUGGUGGAAUGGGUGGUAUGAACAAUAUGGCUGGAGGAAUGGGAAUGGAUCGGAUGGGUUCCGGUUUUGAUCGAAUGGGACCGGCCAUGGGUGGAGGCCUGGACAGGAACAUGGACAUCGAUCGAGGAUUUGUGCCUGGCCCGAUGGGAGGUGGCAUGAGAGAGAGAUUAGGCUCUAAAGGCAACCAGAUAUUUGUGAGAAAUCUUCCUUUUGACUUGACCUGGCAGAAGCUAAAGGAGAAAUUCAGUCAAUGUGGUCAUGUAAUGUUUGCAGAAAUAAAAAUGGAGAAUGGAAAAUCAAAGGGCUGUGGAACAGUCAGAUUUGACUCACCAGAAUCUGCUGAAAAGGCCUGUAGGAUAAUGAACGGCAUAAAAAUCAGUGGCAGAGAAAUUGAUGUCCGCUUGGAUCGCAAUGCGUAAUUUAAAACUGUGUGUUCAGGAACAUUCCUAUGUCUGUUUAGCUUCUCUAUCUUAGUAAGUCAUUUUUAGUAACAUUGUAUGCUUACAAAAGCUGUAAAAAGGAACUUUUAAAUCCCACCAGCCUUUAACAGUAUAGUGUUUAAUAUACUGUGAUACUUGUUAACUGAAUCUUACUAUGUUUGGUUUUUAAAGACAAUUUGCCUGAUUUUUGUUGUUUUUUUAGAGGCACUGAGCACCUGCAGGUCCCUAUAGACUGUGGAUGCUUUGGAUGCUCAGUGCCUUUGGAAAAUUAGGCCAAGUGUCUCUAGUCAUUCAGUUUAAAUGAAUGGUUAUACUGUUUUUAAUAAAAUAAGCCAUUUUCUCUGUUAA
Pseudopodoces humilis (Tibetan ground-tit) is the source of this 2241-nucleotide messenger RNA. It is a transcript of the gene MYEF2, whose product is annotated as myelin expression factor 2. Gene Ontology annotation, molecular function: mRNA binding. Gene Ontology annotation, cellular component: cytoplasm; nucleus. NCBI's taxonomy places the organism in Eukaryota, Metazoa, Chordata, Aves, Passeriformes, Paridae. The record is from RefSeq and is a predicted model, not a curated record.